AUGGAUCCUGCCUCUGACUCCUUCCCCCCCCCCCUGGCUGAGGUCAAAGCACAACGAGACAGCCGACACACUAUGACCUUUCACCUUCCAGAAGAGGAAGAAAGUGACCAUGAAGACCUGCAGGGGACCUUGAGCUCUCUGCAUGCUCAGAGGGGUUUGAGGAUGACACAGACCCCUCCGUCGCCCCUGAGCGCCGGAGGGGAGAGCCACCUCAGCCCCUCGCCCGCCCUCCGGACUCCUUGUACCAGUUGACCACGUCCCAGAGCCUCCCCCAUAACUCUGCCUGGGAGGUAUCCCCAGGAGCGGAGGAGGUGGUUCUGGCAGCAUGUUCCCUCUCAGGCCUCUUUCUGUGA
Coregonus sp. 'balchen' is the source of this 353-nucleotide messenger RNA. The record is from the annotation of a GenBank genome assembly. Lineage: Eukaryota; Metazoa; Chordata; Actinopteri; Salmoniformes; Salmonidae.